Molecule: messenger RNA, 3417 nt
Organism: Sander lucioperca (pikeperch)
Lineage: Eukaryota; Metazoa; Chordata; Actinopteri; Perciformes; Percidae
Gene: ppp3ccb
Product: protein phosphatase 3, catalytic subunit, gamma isozyme, b
Exons: 14
Coding region: 579-2129 (516 amino acids)
Biological process (GO): calcineurin-mediated signaling
Cellular component (GO): calcineurin complex; cytoplasm
Molecular function (GO): calmodulin binding; calmodulin-dependent protein phosphatase activity
Source: RefSeq, a predicted model, not a curated record
ACAUUAAUACUACACUACCCACAGCCCCCCGCGUUGAGCGAUGUUGUAGGAAAUCCGCUUGCGGUGGAUUACUGUAAUCCGACAGAGCGUCAGGACGACACCUCGGAUCACGACAGAGAAGCGGAGCCCCAGCAGCGGCCUGUAACAGAAGCAAGAAUAAGGGGGUAAAGUUAUGAUCUGACCGACUGCUCCUGAAGGCAUCAUCGGCUGUGCCCGGGCCGUUUCCUGGACCAGUCGAUCCGUCUGACAGACACUGACAGCGGCUUGGCUGGCAGCACUGCACCGCGGAGCAGAGCAGAGCAGAGCAGAGCAGAGCAGAAACGGAGAAAGAAAAGCUUUAAUUUGUUAGUUAAAGAGCUCCCCCCCUUUUUCCCUUCCCUCCCUGUUAGGUUUAACUCAGCUCGGCUCGGCUCGGUCGCCCUGUCUGCGGAGAGAAGCUGUCGCGAGCCGCUGCCGUUGCUGCCGCUGCUAACUCAGCUAGCGCGGCUAGCUCACUCCAGCGCUUCUGGGAAGGAAUUCAUCAAGUUUAGGAGCAAUUUAGCACAUUUUCAAAACCUGCAACCCAACAAGGAGGGAGAAUGUCGGCGAAAGAGCAAACCAAACUCUCCACCACUGAACGACCUAUUAAAGCGGUGCCAUAUCCUCCCGGUACGCGCCUGUCGGUCAAAGACCUGUACGUGGACGGGAGGCCCAGCGUGGACGUGCUGAAGGCCCAUCUGGUGAAGGAGGGUCGGCUGGAGGAGGAGACGGCUCUACGGAUCAUCGAUGACGGAGCCGGCAUCCUGCGACAGGAGAAAUGCAUGCUGGAAGUAGAAGCCCCCAUCACAGUGUGUGGAGACGUCCACGGGCAGUUCUUUGACCUGAUGAAGCUGUUCGAGGUGGGCGGAUCCCCCAGCAGCACGCGCUACCUGUUCCUCGGAGACUACGUGGACCGAGGAUACUUCAGCAUCGAGUGUGUGCUGUACCUGUGGGCUCUGAAGAUCAACCACCCCAACACGCUCUUCCUCCUCAGAGGCAACCACGAGUGCCGGCAUCUCACAGAGUACUUCACCUUCAAACAGGAGUGUAAAAUAAAGUACUCUGAGCGUGUGUAUGACGCCUGUAUGGAUGCGUUUGACUGCCUGCCUCUGGCUGCUCUCCUCAACCAGCAGUUCCUCUGCGUGCACGGAGGUCUGAGCCCGGAGGUCACCUGCCUGGACGACAUACGGAAGCUGGACCGGUUUAAAGAGCCUCCUGCGUUCGGGCCGAUGUGCGACCUGCUGUGGUCGGACCCGGGGGAAGACUACGGCUCGGAGAAGACCCAGGAACACUUCUGCCACAACAGUGUGAGAGGCUGCUCUUAUUUCUACAGUUACCCAGCAGUAUGUGACUUCCUGAUGAACAAUAACCUGUUGUCUGUAAUACGAGCACAUGAAGCUCAGGAUGCAGGGUAUCGAAUGUACAGGAAAAGUCAGACGACAGGCUUCCCUUCUUUAAUCACCAUCUUCUCUGCUCCCAACUACCUGGAUGUGUACAACAACAAAGCUGCGGUGCUGAAAUAUGAGAAUAAUGUGAUGAACAUCCGGCAGUUUAACUGCUCCCCCCACCCGUACUGGCUGCCCAACUUCAUGGACGUCUUCACCUGGUCUCUGCCCUUCGUCGGGGAGAAAGUGACGGAGAUGCUGGUGAACGUGUUGAACAUCUGCUCCGAUGACGAGCUGAUGUCAGAAGGGGACGACACGUGUGAGGGUGGAACUCCAGCCGUCAGAAAGGAAGUGAUCAGAAAUAAGAUCCGAGCGAUCGGGAAGAUGGCUCGUGUCUUCUCUGUGCUCAGAGAGGAGAAUGAGAGUGUGUUACAGCUGAAGGGGCUGACCCCGACAGGAACGCUGCCCGUGGGAGUUUUGUCCGGAGGUCGGCCAUCUCUGGAAAGCGCCACCGUAGAGGCAGAAGAGGCACGAGCCAUUCAAGGCUUCAACCCGCAGCACAAGAUCCAGAGCUUCGAGGAGGCUCGUGGUCUGGAUCGCAUCAACGAGAGGAUGCCCCCUCGCCGCGACAGCAAGCAGCAAGAGGCCGCGGCCCCCCCCUCCCAAAACAACCUGCCGGCCAGCACCGGGCCUCCGGACAAGAACGGCACCAACGCACAGGCCUAAAUCCCUUUUUUCCCCUUCCCUUUAUCUCCCUCUCUUCCUCCUCCUCCUCCUCUCCUUGCUUCCUUCCCUUCCCCUCUUCUCUCCUUUUUAAGAGCCGGGAGAAGAGGCCGUUCAGUCCGAGCGACUCUCACCACGCUUAAUUUAUUUUAUCAUCUAUUAAAAUAUCAUAGUUUAAGACUGAACAGGAUAAAAUCUCAAACCGUACGUGGACUUGCUGCCGGCAAUCACCGCCCAGUCGAAUCCAUUUUCUAGAUGUAUAAUCGGGAGGCUGUCGUCUCUCGGGGCGACAACCUUUUUUGUUUUUGUUUUUGUUUCUAUCAGCGUUUUAUUUUGGCGAGGGAGGAAGUGACGCUGUGUUCAUAUACGCACACACGCACACACACACACACACACACACACACACACCGACAUUCACACUUACACACACUCUCUCUCUUUCUCUCUCACACACACACACACACACACACACACACACACACACACACACAGUCUCUCUCUCUCUCACACACACACAGACACACACACACACACACACAGACCUUCAGAUUGCAUAAAGUCCAUCCUUUCUUAUGCCAAUGAUAGUGUGACUGAGCUCUCUGGAGCGAGUAUUGACAUUUAUAUUAUAUAUGUAUAUUUUAAUUGUUCCCUCUUUUCAAUGUGAUGUUUUUUUGUUUUUUUUACAACACAUAGAUUUAGGCUGAAGUAUCCAGAGAGGGAGGGAGGGAGGGAGCGAGAGAUUAAAGGGUUAUACUGCUUUAUUACAACUCGAGUCUCGAGUAGGGCUGCAACUACCGAUAUUAUUCUCUUUGUUGACUGGUUUUCUCGAUUUAAUGGAUUACUUGUUUGGUCUCUAAAAUGUCCGAAAAUGUGGAUCAGUGUUUCCCAAAAAAGUCCUAGAUGACGUCUUCAAAUGUCUUGUCAAAGAUAUUGGGUUUCCUGUCACAGAGGAGAGAAGAAACUAGAAACGGUUUCACAUCUAACAAGCUGACGUCUCACACCGUUUCUGGGUUUGAUGGUGAAAUCUGAACUCGAGGCCUCGGCAGGUUUUUCCGUCAGACGUACGGCAUCUGCGAGCAAACUCCGAUCUUUUAACAAGACGUUGGUUUAAAAAGCUCCGGGGAAAGUUUAGUGAAUGGACCCCGAGUUCAUAUUUUCAUCACUUCUAAAAAAUCACAAACAAAAGAAAACGAUGAGACGUCGCUGCAACGAAAUCUGAUGAGUCGGAAACAAAUGUGCAGGCGAGAGAUUUCUCUUGAAAUACGUUGGACACUGUAAAGUCAAAAUACUG